Molecule: messenger RNA, 6594 nt
Organism: Auxenochlorella protothecoides
Lineage: Eukaryota; Viridiplantae; Chlorophyta; Trebouxiophyceae; Chlorellales; Chlorellaceae
Product: Structural maintenance of chromosomes flexible hinge domain-containing protein 1
Exons: 31
Coding region: 1-6594 (2197 amino acids)
Biological process (GO): double-strand break repair
Source: RefSeq, a predicted model, not a curated record
AUGGGCCACUCUGGGGCCCUGGCCGCACCAGGUCAGGAGACCGUGAGCUUUCAGCCCCACCCCAAGACCCUCACCAUGGCUGGGGAUUACGAGUACUUUGCCGCGCAGGGCAAGCACCCCUUUGUGUAUGCCUUGGCAGAGUUCGUGGACAACUCCCUGAGGGCCACGUCCAGAGCCUCGGAGCCGAGGAACAUCACCAUCUCCUUUGUGCUGAACAGCUCCUCUCUGAGCAGCGCCAAGGGUCUGGUGUGCAUCCAGGACACAGGCUGCGGCAUGACCAAGCGCGAUCUCAAUGACUGGGCUGUGAUGAACUACUCGAUGGAGGAGCGGGGCCAGCUGAGCCAGCCUUCCAUCAGCGCAUCCCCAACCAAGUAUCUGAACAGCAACAUCUCCUACUUUGGAGUGGGCUCGAAGAACGCAGCGUUCUUCAUCGGCUCCAGUGUCAAGAUGGUCACGCGGCGCGUGGGCGAGCCCUACGUCCACGAGCUCCAGCUCAGCGCGGGGGAGCUGGAGCAGCGCUACCGACUGGGCCAGGCCGUGUACGAGACGGUGAUGAUCCACCGCAGGCCUGGCGAUGCCCUGACCCAGGCGCCAUGGGAACAGGCCUUCCCCAUCACCCAGCAGUGGGUGGGUGAGGAGGCGACAGGCUCCGAGGCCAGCGGCUUCACGCGCGUCCUGCUGGGCGGCCUGAAGCCGGAGGUCCUGCACCAGAUGCUGGAGGAGGGCGCCGACUCGCGCAUAUGCAGGGAGCUGGCACACCUCUACCACUUCUACAUACAUGGAGAGGGCGGCAACCGGGGACCAGGUUCCUCUGGCCGACCCUCCCCCGCCCCAGCCUGUCCCACCAUCAGUAUCCAGUGUAUAAUAGGGGACCGCAUCCUCUGGCAUCGGAGUCUUCACGAGGUUGACGACGAUCUGGAGAGUAGGAUGCUGCGCGGUCAGCAGGCAGAGCUGGGUUUCAGUCUCCACGUCCCAGAUAGGGGCAUUGUCUGGGGCGUGCUGUACUACUUCCCCUUCCAGGAUGGGGCAGAGACCGUCCCGCUGGAGGGCCCCUCCGCUGGCCCCCGCCCGGAUGCUGGGCCAGGCAUGACGCAGCAGUACGGCGUCAAUCCCUCGCAGGCUCCCACCCAGUCCCUGGCGCCCAUGGCUGCGGCGGGUUCCUUGGCGUUGCAGGCUGACCUGGAAGUGGGGGCGUCUGACGAUGACACCGACGGUGAACUGGAGGGGGGGAGGGGCCCCUGGAUGGCGCCCCCCAUCUUUGAGGUCUUCUGGCAGGGCCGGCUGAUCCCGGGGGCGAAAGUGGACACGCUGCCCUUUCUCGAGGCGCUGCGCACGAAACGCAACGCAGCCGCCAAGGACGUCCUGCCCGACCAGGCCUUCCUCCGGCUACGCGGCUCCCUCUUCCUGGGCCCCGCCUUCCAGGUCACCCGCAACAAGCUCCUCCUGCGCGACGACCUGCGCGCCCUGCUGCUCCGGGCCGUGCCCGGGGACCGUUCCCUGGGCCGGCGGGCGCGCGAGUGGCUGGCCGCCUGCCACGCGCGCCUGGACAAGGUGCUGCGCUUCCUGGACCCCGCAGACACCAGGCUGCAGGCCCACAUGCGCGAGGAGCUGGGCGAGGCCUGCACCGCCUUCCUCCGCGUGGACGACGGCGGUGGGCGCAGCCUCCGCGCCGGCGACGUCGUGCGCCUGGACACCCGCCCCGCCCACCUCGGCCGGCUGGCCUGCUUCACCGUGCCCGCCCCCGGCGCCGCGCCCGGCUGCCACGCGGGAGGGAGGGCCCACGUGGAGCUGCUGCCGGCGGACGUCUUUGGCGCGGGCUGCCUGCGCGGAUUUCCUUUGAGACGUCUGCGCUGGGAGACGGUGCCGGAGGGGGAGCAGGUGGAGCACGCGCAGCGAGAGCUGGGCAAGGUCCCUGCCUGCCUGAGGCUGGAACCGCUGAAACUGGCGGCGAGAGGGGGCCUGCGCUGCGUGGCGGGGGACACACUGCCCGACACCCAGGUCCUGGUGGUGUCAGGGUCCGGCCAGCGACUCACGCGCGUGCUCCUGGGCGGCAGCCGCCAGACGCUGAAGGCGGGCGGCAUGCGCUGGCGGCGCCGGCGUGGGGCCGGGCCUCUUCAAGAGGCCGACGAGAAUCGGCCGCCGGUCGUCAACGAGGCGGAGGUCGCCGAGGUCGUCGCCGUGCCCGCCACCCAGGACCGGGAGCUGGUGCUGCAGGUUGAAAACCACAGCCCCGUGAAGGACGCCUACUACUUCUCGCGCCUGGCCAACGGGCUGACCUUGGCGGGGCAGUACGUGCUGGAGUACACCGUCUCGCCCUGCGCCCCGGGGGGCCCACAGGGACCCCCCGUCCUGCAGAUCCAUGUGGCUGUCAGCCCAGGGGCCCCCACGCAGCUGUGUCUGGGGGGCGAGGGAGUGGCUGCUGCGGCCCUGCGUCCCCUCACCUUUGGAGAGGCGCUGCCACCCAUCACCGUCCUGCUGGCCGACCAGCACGGCAACACGCUGGCACCUGGCCCCGGGGACGAUCACGCCCUGCCCCAGCCGGCGCUGCGACUCCUGGCGGGGGACGGGGAGGCAGAGCUGCCGGUGGAGCUGGAGUCGAGCUGCAGCAGGGACCAGGCCCCCCUGCGCAUCGUCGACCUGGUGGCCGUGCCACGGCAGUCGGGCCUGCUGGAGGCCCAGGCGCCCGGCAGCCCCGACGCGCCCGUGCAGGGCGGCCAGGGCGCCGGCGCCUUGCUGCGCACGCUGGAUGGCGUGCUGGAGGUCUGUGUGGCGAGUGGAGGAGCGCCGGGCCUGACCGCCAGGCUCCCCCUGCGCCUGCGCAGCGGCCCUCCCAUCACCCUGAGCCUGCUGCCGCCCCACCCUUGGGAGGGGCUGGGCGAGGGCGCGGGGCUGGAGGUGACCGCGGGGGCGACCCUGCCCGGCUUUGAGGUCCAGGCCUGGGACGCCUGGGGCAACCGGUCGCCCGCGCUGCCCGGCCUGGAAGCCGCGGUGAGGCUGGCGGGGCCCUGCUGCAGCGAUGCGCCGGCGGCGGCAGCCGUCUUCCCACUGGAUGACGACGGCGCGGCGACCAUCGCAGACGUGGCGCUGACCUGUGCGCCGGGCACGGCCGGCCAGGCUCAGGAGCUGGAGCUGCGGCUGGAGGCCUCGGCCGCCACCCCCACCCUAGAGGCCGCCCUGGUACGCUGCCGGGCGGGUCACGAUGCCGAGGCGCCGGCCCUGGGCUGCCCCGUGGUCGUGCACCACAGCCUCGCCCCGGCCUCGCUGGCUCUGGAGCUCCAUGGCGAAGCAUUACAGCGGCGGCCCGAUCCGCGCGGCACCGGCCCCGACCUCCUGCUGCUGCCGGGCCUGCCCGCCGGCUCCUCCCUCCCCGGCCUGCGCCUGGCGCUGCUGGACGGCGGCGGCGGGCGGGUGGAGCGGUCGGUGGCGGGACGUGUAACCGUGUCCUGGCACCGCGGCAGCAAGCGCCUGGCCUGGAAAGGGGAGGCGGUGCGCCUGCCCACUCUGCCUGUGCCGGAGACUGCCACAGCUCUGGGCGAAGCGAGUGUCCUCGACGCGGCUGGCGAUCUGAACGCCGCCGGCGCCCAGGACGCGACGACGGCUUCGACGGAGUGGGUGCGCUUUGCGUCCGACGACGGCACGCUGCUCCUGGAGGUGGGGUUGUUCCUGGGGGUGGUGCCGGGGCCGCCCAAGGCCUGGGCCCUGAGCCUGGUGGAGGGCGAGGCGGGCGAGGCGUCCCAGGAGGGUGGAGAGGGCGUCGGCGCGGUGCGCUGUGGCCAGCCUUUCGCCCUGGAGAUCGAGGCUCUGGACGCCCACAACAACCGGUGUGCGAGGGGGGAGGGCGCGCCGCUGCCCACCCCCGUGCUGGAGCCGGAGGCUGAGGGGCACCUGGGCUUUGACCCCGCGUCCUGGGAGUGUGGCUGGAUGACUGCCACCCAGGGAGUGGCUCCGGUGUACUCGGUCAAGAUGUCGCUGCUGGGCGCACCGGGGACGGUGCGCCUGACCGUUCGGUCCGGCGAGGAGGGUGCCGGCGCCGACAUGGCGCCUGAUUCCCUCACCCUCCAGCUCGCAGCAGGCCCACCAGCUCGACUGGUAUUCUCUACGCCAGGCCCCCUCCACUGCGGCCUGGCCGCUGUCUUGCCCAGUCUGCGCGUCUCGGUGGCCGACCGCGCCGGUAACCCCGCGGUCUGGACCUCAGGCGCCACCCUGGACGUGUCCCUAGCCGGCAGCGCGCUGGCCUCCGACGGCGGCGGCCGCGCGGCCUCGGUCUCGGCGCGGGGCGGGAACAAGGCCCGCGCAAAGGCCGGCGCGGCCGCCUUUGCCGAGGUGGCGCUGCGCGCCGACGUGCCGGGGAGCUACACGCUGCGCGCGGUUUCCUCCUCGCGCCGCGUGGCGCUGGAGGACGCCACGCUGGAGCUGGUCAUGCGCCCGAGGAACCUGGUUGCCAGCCUGGAGGUCGCGGCUGUCGUUGCCGUCGCGGUGCGGGUGACCACCGAGGACGGCGAGCCGCUGCCCGCCGCCGCCGCCGCUGCGGGGCUGUGCCUGCGCGCGGAUCCUGGACUCAUGGCCUUCCUGCUGGAGGGCCUGGUGGCCGCGGGAGAGUGGACGCUGGCGGCCGAGUACGUCGAGACGCGGCCUGAGUUGCUUGACGGCCUGUCGCGGGAGGCCAGCGAGCUGCGCAGCCCCUCCUGCUGCCUCCUGGUUGACCCCGGGGCCCUUGCCGGCCUGGACGUGGAGGCCGCCAGCCUGCCAGACCUGCUCACCGCCACCAACGGGACCUCCACCCGACAGCGGAUGCUGCUACGCAGCGCUGCAGUCCAGCUGCUGGACGAGGCGGGGAAUUCAGUGCCGACCGCCGGCGUCCCUGUGCGCUUUGCACUGCGCUGGGGUGCCGACGGGAGGGGCGGUGACGCGGGGGAACCACCGGAGGGCGCGGCCCUGCCCAGCCUCACCUCGUCGCUGGGGGCCCUGGGAGCCUGCGAGACCGAGACCGACGCGGCUGGGCGAGCGGCGCUGGGUGACCUGAGCAUCGAGGAGGGGUCAGGGUCUGGCGGCGGGGGCGCCGCCGCUCUCGCCCUGGAGCUGGUGGCGCAGGCCCAGGGCCUAGAGCUGCCCCCGGGGUCGGAUGGGGACCCACCCUCCGACCAGUGGGUGACGGCCUGGUCCAUCCCCCUCCUCUUCACCGACCACGCUGCCAAGGCCAGUGCGCUCGCCGAGCUGAAUGCCAGGCGGGAGGCAGUGCUGGAGAGGCAGGACGCCCACCGCCGCAAGCUGGAUGCUGCACGAGAGGCCGCCAGAGCCCGCCAGGGCCUGCUGGAGGAGGCAGAGGCGGUGCUGGCGCAGCGGCAGGAGACGCUGCAGGGCCUGGCCCUGGACAGCCUGGCGGCCGGGGAGGCGGCCCUGGAGGCUGCUCGACAGGCGCAUGCCGAGAACCAAGCUGCAGUGUUGUCGGGGUCGCAGCCCAGACAGGCUCGCUUCGGCCCUGCCAAGCAACCCAUGGCGGCGUCCAUUCGGCGCCUGCUUGCCUCAGGCGACCCCGGCCUGGUGGGCGUGGUGGCCGAGGCUGCCACCAUCGAGCACGCGCCCCUGGCGCGCAUCGCCUCCGCCCAGUUUCGCUCGCUGCUGGACGUGGUGGUGGUCACCGACAUGGCGGCCCGCGCGCGGCUGGUCGCCGCGCUGGCGGACACGCCCGCCGUGCCAGACAUGCUGGCCCAGUCGCACACCGCGCAGUACAGGCACGUGGGUGAAGACCUGCUCAUUCUGUUGUUGCCAUUGACCGAGUGGGGGAGGGUGAUGUGGAGCGUGGUGCAGAUGGGUGCCCAGGCAGCCGAGGCCUGGUGGGGUCCCACCCAGGGUGAUAUUCCCGGCUUCCACGCGGCAGGCGAGCUGGCGCGGGCGCUGGUCGCCUCGGCGUCGGCUGGCACAGACCCCCCCCUGCCCGUGCCGCUGCCGCACACCAAGGCCGCAGCGCGGGGCGCCCCCGCCGAGGCCGGCAUCAUCCCCGUCUGGCCUCCCGGCUGCCUGGGCUACCUGUUCAACCUGGUGCGCCCCUGCACGCCGGGCACGCGCGCCGCUCUCCUGCAUGGCCUCUUCGGCCCGGCGCUGGUGUUCGAGAGCCUUGAGAGCGCGGCGGCGUACCGCGAGCUCGUGGUCCGGCGCCUGCGGGGCGGGGUGUCGGACAUCGUGACUCUGGACUGCCGCCGCAUCACGGGGCGGGGGAUCGUGUCGGGGUCGGGGUUCAACGUGCCCCCCCUGGAGCGGGCGGAGUGGAGGUUUGGCAGCCUGGGCGGCGGACAGGAGGCGCAGGCGGCGGUCGCCGUGGCCGCCGGCCGAGUGGCGGCGCUGGAGCGGUGGCUGACCGCCAGGCAGGAGCUCCAGCGCGCCCGGGACGCGUUUGAGGAGGGUCGGGGCGCGCUGCGUGCCGCCGAGGACGAGUACGCAGCUGCCCAAGAGCCCCUGGCGGCCGAGCUCGACCAGCUGGGGACGCAGCUGGGGACGGUAGAGAUCGCCACGCAGCCCAGGGGGACCCGGCGUGAUGCCGGGGAGCGCGUCGAGGAGACCGCCGCCGCGGCACGCCCACGCAAGCGGCGGCGCUGA